UAUACGGGCAACAGUGGUGCCAUCUCUUUAUGGGCUUUGUUAGUUACGCAACUAAGGGCACCUAGUGUCGCCCUACGACAUUACAGUGAUUCAUGGCGUAGAAGAGAAGAAAGAGGAAACACGGAUCGGCCAUCAUGCCUAGUCCCGGGCUGGGGCCGAACAAAAUUCCCCUGACGGCCAAAGAGCCGAGGGUGGACAGCUGAGGCGUCUGCCCAGUCCGACAAAAUUAGGGCCCAGUGAUGGCGUGAAACAUACCGACCAGGACCAGGGAACCGUGUUCCCUCCCAACGAAAAAUCGUCAUGAAGUGGUUCAGCGGCAACAUGCUCCAGGCCAUCGCCGAGGCCCACAGCCGACGCGUCCUGCUCCUGGUGUUCGUCGAGGGCGACGACAUGGCCUCGCGUAACAUGCGCUCCACCUUCGAGGACGCCGAGGUGAGCAAGCUCAUCGACGUCAUGGGCUGCGUUCCCAUACGGCUCCAGGCAAACAGCAGCGCCUGCCGCCAGUUCAAUCUCGUCUACCCGGUGACCGCCAUCCCGUCCGCGUUCUUCAUCAGCUCGCGCGGCAACCUCGAGGCUUCCGUCGUGGGCUUCACCGACCCGGCGUCGCUCAGCGACCGACUCGUGACGCUCAUGGCCUCGUGCACCCUCAGGAAGGUCGAUUCGGACAUGCGCAACGCGAGCGAAGCGAGCUUGUCCCUCGACCGCAUGGCGCGCGCGAACCGCCACUCCUCGUCGGCACGCCUCCCCGUCUCAGUCUUGGCGGCUGAAGGCGCCAGGGCGCUCUCCAAACAACCGCCAGCCGAAGGCGUCGCCAAAAAACGCAGCAAGGGCGGAGAGCGACGAUCCAAGAGGAAACACAAGAUACAAGAGGCCAACGUGCAGACCAGCAUCGUGCUGCUCGCCGAACAGUCCACGCAGAUCGACAUGGACGACAAGCGGUCGAACAACAGCCUGCUCGAGAAACUCGCAGCGAUGGAAGAGGCCGCGUUAGUUUCGCUCACCACAGUCACCACGGCCGAAGUCCACGGCGACCUGGCUGGAGAUCUGGUGUCGCUGAUGGGAGACGGCAAUGAAAAGAAAGACCUGGGAAUAACACCGGAAGAACUCAGCGGGAAACCGCUCGCCGGAACCACGGGGGCAGCGACGGGUGGCGAGUCCGUCGACGUUGAGAAGAAAGAGAAGCCUGCCGCUUCGAACGAUGACAACAGGGAGAUGGCCGAUGCCGCCGAGGGCGCUAAAAACUGUUGGAACGAGCAGGUACGCCCGGGAUCACACAAAAAUCCUCCCAAGGGAAAUGACGAGAUUAAUGCAACCAUGCCACCACAGCCGCCGCCUCUUCCACCACCGCCGCCAGCGGCGGAAGCCGUUCGCGCGGCUGACGUAGAGCACCCGACCAGCGUCGCCGUCAGUGAUGUGCCGCUGGUAGGGCCGAGCGACAUAGAUUCGGUGUCGUGCGACGUGGCGGAUGGCUCCACAUUGCUAAUUAAGUUCGCCGUGCUCGCGCACGAGUUUGCCGACAAGGUCUUGGGUAGCUCGCAGUACGAGCACUACGACUCCAAAUCUUUGGAAGCGUCGGCCGCCGAGACAACCAAGGCAUCUGCGAACGUGCGGAGAUUCGCAGAGUCCUCGCAGAAGCAAAAGUCCAAGAAAGAACAGCAGGUCACCAAAUCAAAGGCGCCGCCCCCGGCCAAGAAUGUCGAAAUUUACGCGAAGGACCAGAGGCAGAGGCAAUAUGCGGACACGUUCAAGAGGUCGUGCCAGCUGGAGUGCCUCCAGGGAAACGUGGGCGACGCUGCCGAAGCGAUCGCGGCGUUGCAAGAGGCCGCGUUCGAACAGGAGGGAGACAAGGACACUUGGACGAAAAAGCGAAGCGCUUUUUCAGGCGCACGUUCCCUGAAGCAGCCGCGUAAUUCAGACUCGCAACAGUCAAGCACUCUAGACCAGCAAGCUAAGCACAGCUCUGAGAAACGCAAGAAGCAUAGCGAAUACCCAGCGAAGGACCAUGCGGGAGACUCGAAGAAAGUCACGACGACGUUGAAGAAGGCGACCGCAAAGGCAGCUGCAGCGUUCGUUUCUUCGACUAGAGAGCAGGACACCGGCCGUAGUCAAAUCGCCCAGAAGAUCAAGCUCUUCGAAACGGCCGCUGUCAAAGCUCAGGAUGCGAAGGUCACUUUGGAUGAGAAAAGGAUGAGAAGAGCAGAGAUGAGAACAGAAGAAGCGAAGAGGCCAAAGAGCGCUUCGCCGCCGAAGCCGCAAGUCAACGACAACCCGGCGAGAUCUCCCGAGAACGGGUCGCCGCGAACGCACGUUCAGACGCCGCCGCCGCCGCCAAUUCUCGAACACGACAUGUCCAUCAUGCGUGCGCGACCGGGAAUCGAAACCAUCACGGAGGAAGAGACCGGCGCCAUCGACUCUUGCCUUACGUCUCCGCAACCCACCCCGUCACCCCCGCUAUCACCGCUACCUCCUUCUCAGGAUGAUCGGACUCAGCCAGAAGUCCAGAAAGUCACAGAAGAGAAGUCCUACAAAUCCUCCAUGAACGAACCCGGGUGCGAAGUGGCGGCUCGGCCGCUUCCGCUGCCACAGGCUCCGUCACCACAGCAGCAGCAGACAACGCAAACCACUGUGGCUCAGAAUCGCAAUCCUCCUCAGUCGCGGAAGGGCGCGCGACGGCCCUCGACUCCCACAAAAAGCAAGGAGUUCCUUACGGCCAGCAACUCCCAGCUGGAAGAGGCACUCGUCUUCGGUCCCACGCACCGCACCAGCGAUGACAGCGCUGCCGCGACGACGAAGAGGGCGCCGCCGUCGCAUUUGCGACCGAGAGAACAGAGGGCGAUGGCGGCCAGGAGCCAGCCCUACGAGCGCCUCGUGAGUAGCGACGGUGACGACGAGACCGUGGACGACGAGAUGGCGGCUCGCAGGACUCCCUCGGCCGCCGCGUUCAGAGUCGAGUCUGAUUGGAUGGACGAAAUGGCUCGCACGGCGUCUAGGCGCGCCCUUCUUUAUCGGGCGGGUGUUCUCGAGGAGUCGCUGAACAACCUGUGUCGCACGCUGAACGACAUGGAAGGUCCCACGAUGUCUCUGAGCGUCGGCGCCGACUCGCGCACCAACAUUGUCAAGGCACAUGCGAGAGCACCUCAGGGAGGCGGAGCAUCGGCAGCGACAGCGCCCGCGGCGCCCCCUGUGGCAUCGCCGAGCAAGCAGCGCGUCCACAUCGGCGACCAGAAGCGCGACGGCGUCGACGAGGAAAAUGCGAGUGCCGUCGAGGCCGUUGCGAGUAGCAAAGCCACGCAUCGUGUCUCGCUGUCGGGUAAAAACGUCCGCAACCGGGCCCAAAGCCGGGCGACGUCGUCGAGCCGUCUGGGAGGCAACGUCGGCGGUCGAUUCCCGAGCGCCUCCGUGUCGCAGGCCUCCGGAGUCGGCAACGCUCGCAAGUCGGCGAGCUUCACGCCCACGGUGGUUCGCGGCGCCGGCGUUGUAGUCGGCCGCGCUGACGACGCGAACAUCGUUCUCAACCUGCCGAACGGCAGCUCGGUGCAGAAGUCGUUUCCCGCGUCCGCGUACCUGGACGAAGUGCGCUGGUACACCGAGGAGCUGCUGGCCACGGUGCUUCCCUCCUGCUUCCCGUUCACCAUGGUGCGCACCAAGCCGCUGCGAGAGUUCUCGCGCGAGGAGUACCGCAAGACGCUCGAGCAGCUGCACCUGGCGCCGUCGGCGACGCUCCUGGUGCUGCCCAGAUCUGCGGCGCAGGGGGAGAGCGCUCUGCUCCCUAGCGGCAUGAUGGGCGAGCCGGUGUGGGUAUCCAUCUUCCGGCUGGUCGUGGGCAUGUUCGUGGCCACUCCGCUGUCGCUCAUCUGGAAGCUGCUGGACUGCCCGACCGACCCGGCGACGGUGGCAGCGCGCGAAGCCUUUCUGUCGGGCAGUCUGGGCAGCUCGAGCCUGUCGACGUUGCCGCCAUGUGGCGCCGCGACACCUGCGCGCAGCGUCAGCAGCGACAAAGUGUGUCGUCGCGGGCCUUCAAGCCACACCGACAACUUUGACAUCUUCUGAAGUGUUCACGAAUCGCAACGAUGUCGCGAACGAAAGAUCUUUAGUGAUGAUCGAGGCGGGACGAAUUUUCC
Dermacentor andersoni is the source of this 4121-nucleotide messenger RNA. RefSeq lists its product as uncharacterized. Lineage: Eukaryota; Metazoa; Arthropoda; Arachnida; Ixodida; Ixodidae. Gene Ontology annotation, molecular function: protein binding. The record is from RefSeq and is a predicted model, not a curated record. Gene Ontology annotation, cellular component: endoplasmic reticulum. Gene Ontology annotation, biological process: ERAD pathway.